UCUGCGCUCAUUUCGGAGCUUUUGUGGUGUGUUUUGGAGCCGUUCAGAAUGAGAGGAGGAUCACAAACACAAGAGACAGCCAGUGGAGCUACCCGCUGAGAAAGGAGUGUCUUAUCCAUGCAGGACUGGGCACAAGUGAAAUCACCUGCUUGGAGACGAUCACACUGUUUGGCACUUGAAGGACAACACUGAGCCCUACUUUCUCUGUCUGCGACCAUAUUUAAUUCUCAUUAGAGUCACAGCCGCCGGUGUCUCAUGUAAACAAUUAACAGAAAACCGAACUUCGUGACAGAGAAGACUUUUUGUGGCAUGUGAACGUCCAGCAGAAGAGGCGCUUUUUCACUGCACACGUUUAGUGUCCCGAAAGUGAUGUGAUGUGUUUUGGGAGCUGGCUGACAGCUGUUUGGAUGGACGAGCUUUGCAGCUGAGAGAGAGAAAACAAAGUUGAUUGAAAGUUUCCCUCAGAGAAGCAGAGGAACAGGACUCUCCAGGAGCCAGAGGAUAUGGAUGUUGUUGCGUGUGAGAUCCGUGUGUCGGAGCCUGCAGCUGGGAUGCGCUGUGCAUCUGAGCCGCGGCGUUUCGCACCAUGAUACGAGAACUAACGCGCACCUGACAACGAAUGUAACACAACCGAAGCCAGUCCACAAGGAUCCACUAUGUCCUCACUACUUAACAGGAAGCUGACUCUGUGCCAGGCCCUGACCUUUGUCCUGCUGUUGGUCGCUCCCAUCGGCGUGUCUUCCCUGCAGAGUUUGUGGGUGUCUGCAUGGCACCCCACCGCUGAGGCCUCAUCAGGGCAUCUGGUGCGCACUCGGCGGCAGCUGCACUUCAGGAACGAGUGGGCGACAUGGAGCGGCUGGUCUGUCUGCUCACGCAGCUGUGGGGGCGGAGCCUCAGUGAGGACACGCACCUGCAUCACCAGGAACCCAGUGGGUGGACCAUGUACAGGAGACCCCAGACAAUAUAAGAUCUGCAACACCAAGGAUUGUCCCCCCAGCUCUGCGGAUUUCAGAGAGAUGCAGUGUGCUGCCUUCAAUGACAGACCACUGGUGGCUGGGAACUCCUUUAAAUGGACCACCUUUCAUGGAGGCUCUAACCCCUGUGAGCUGAGCUGCCUGGCCCAGGGUCACAACUUCUACUACAACUUUGGCCGUGUGCUCGAUGGCACAGAGUGCGACAAGGAGCCCGGAGCAGUGUGUGUGAAUGGACGCUGCCUGAAGCCCGGCUGUGACUCCAUACUGGGCUCAAAGCAGCAGGAGGACGCCUGCAUGGUGUGUGGAGGACAAAACACCACCUGCCUGCACCACAAGAGCGUGUACCAGAGCAAUGGGCUGGAGGCAGGUGGACCUUUUGGCUACAACGAAGUGGCAAUGAUACCAGCUGGAGCCACUCACAUCCGGGUCACUGAUAACAGUAGGAAUUAUCUAGCCCUGCAGAAUGGUCGCUCCCAGUUUGUGAUCAACGGUAACUGGAAGAUCAGUAUUCCAGGCGAGUACAAUGUGGCUGGGACGAAGCUGCUGUACCGGCGCUCUGCAGACACAUGGGAGAGCUUUGAGGUACCAGGACCCACCCAGGAGGACCUCCAUCUAAUGGUGCUGGCGACAGACAGAAACCCGGACAUCGAGUAUGAGUACUGGCUGCCACCAGGACAAUAUGCCCUUCACCAUGGGAGGAGGAGUCCACUGCGUCAGGCUCACCACACUGCCAACUACCUCCCCUGGGAUCAACCUACCACCACAACCACUACCAGCACCACCACCACCACUCGGCCUCCUCCUGUCACCACUCGGCCCUACUGGUUUUUGAGGCCUGUGAAGCCGCCCCGCCAAUCCCUUCACCACAACCGCCGCCAUCGCACUCAGCAGCCCAUCCUGCCACGCCUGGAGCGGGAGGAGAACCACAGAAACCUCCUGCCUCAGCCCUCACCUGGAAGGCAUUGUGGGAAAUGUCAGCGGGUUAAAGGUCGAAGGGAACGGCAGAGACAGUAUUGCCAGAAGGACUUUGUUUUCAGGGCCCGGGUCCUCGGGAAGCUGUACAGAGGUGAGGAGACGCGUUACGACGUCCAGAUUAUCCACACCUAUCGGAACAGCUACCGCCUGGAGCACCGUGAGUUCUUGUGGGUCCCUAAUGUGUGUGACUGCCCCCACCUGGAGGAGGGGAAGCAGUACAUACUGAUGGUGCGUCGCCACAUUAACUACGAGCACACGCUGAACCGCAUCCUGUUGGAGGAAGAGAGCUAUGUGGUGCCGUACAGACCCAGAGAGGACGAGCUGCUGCGACCACUUGAAAGGCUCUGCAGCAACAGAGGACCCAAACAGCCAGCAAAGCUCACUGGACAAGGGUAGAGACAAACUGUGUGUGUGAGCGUGUGCGCGUGAGAGAAUGAAGCUCAUACUGAAGCUCUCUUCACCUCCAUUGUUUCAUUUCUGGACUUUCAAACAUCAUCAGACUCCAUGUGGUGCAUGCAGUGGCCUGAUGAAUUCCAGAGUGGCGUCACUGAAGAACAAUGACAGCUGGAGCGUCGACAGACUUUUGAAACUUUCCACGUUAAGAAACCAAAAAGACUCCAUGUUUAUUUAAAAGCCUGACCAGCUAAUUGUACCACAGAGAGCACUUUAGGUGGAUGCUAAUGCCCACCUUUAAACAAAUACCAAAGAGAAGAACAUUGACUGAAAUGUUCUUUUUGUUAUUGUUUUUCCACAGCUGUCAUUUAAUUUUUUUGUAUUAUUGUAUUUUUGCUUGUUACUUAAAAGAAAAACCCACCUCAAACAUGAAGAUGAGGAGCUGCUUAAAUCUUCUCAAACAAUACUUUGACUUUGUCCUCAUCUUCUUUCUGAGGACACAGAGACUCAUCCAGAUACAUCCAUUAGCUCAGUAGAGCUGGUAGCACCAAAUGUUUGAGCUCUCACAAAUAUCAGCGUUAAGGCCAUGUUUAGAUGAGAACGGUCUUAGAAAAAACUGAAAAGUCUUUUCUUUGCGUUUUUAAAAAAUUCUGUUCCUAUGAUAACAUUGUGAGAACUAUCCUUAUCUACACAGAUCAGCAAAAACAACCGAAAACGCCGUAGUAUGCAUGCCAGGCCAGUAGUUGGUGGUGUAACUUUGUAAUGACAAACCAUAGAAGAACACCACUCGCCUGUGUGUAAAGGCACAGAGCAGUGAGUAUUAACAAAAAAGAAAACAGUGGCGAACCACACACUUUGAUGGAGGAGCGAUAAUAAACUAGUCAGCAUGUUACCAUUCUCACAGGCGACAGAAGGGGUGGCGUUUUCUAAAAAUUACACUCUGGAACCCAAUUUCAAGUCUGCAUUUUCAGGCCCCCAAAACACCAUUGUCGUGUGAAUGAAAGGCCAAACCGCAUCAAAAGUUUAACAUUUCAUUCAGGAACCAUUGCCGUGUAAACCGUGUAAUGCUGGGUUUUAGUGUCAGUACCUCAGAGUUAAAGUUCUGGGUCGUCAUUUUAGAGGAACUAUAGUUUAAACCUAACGCACCCUUCACUUAUGCCUGAGACUCCAGAGUUUCUCUGUUGAGAAAACAUUGAGCUUUGAGAAGUACUGGCUGCUCUUAAAACUUCAGAACUUUUAUCAACACUAAUUUCAUGGAAAAUAAAUUAGAGCUCAUGUUACCAUGAGAUCACUCUAGCCAAAUUUCAGUGAUUCAUAAUUCAAAGUGAACUUUGGCCAAGGGUGUAAAGUUGGGGGGACCAGGGGCCCCUUCCCUAUUUCCAGCACUCUUGCUUGGACCACACACACCUUUGUCCUCUGAAGUUGUCAGUGUGAUCUCAACAGCACACCUGUAAAGUUUCAUAAGCCAUGAGCCUAUCGCCUAAUCACCAUGCCAAUCUUUGACCUCAGCCUUAACUUUGAUCCUAAAUGCACACAUCAAGGUUUGUGACUUAGUCUUGCAUGCUUGUGAUGUCAUAGUCUUGACUAAAUCUGCCCACCAAUGGAGUGAUAUAUGAACACAAAAUACAUUAAAAACGUCUUUCUAGAGCUGCCAUUCCAUAAAACUAAGACAUCAGUAAAUUAUGUUAUGGACUCCAGUGUAACUGUGUUGAGGGUUACUGAUGAUUGAGGAAAACUAAUUAUUCUUCCAAUGUCAGAACUGUUAUUUCUGCUGUAACAUUGGGCAUUUUGGUGUCUAUGGGGACUGACUCAGCCUCAAGUGGCCAUUAGAGGAACUGCAGUUUUUGUCAAAUCUGCACCAGCUUCAUUUCUCAGCCUCAGUAGUUGCUACUUGGUAUCACCAGGACCAUAUUUUGCCAUGAUGACACACACAGACUCAUGAGGUAAAAACAACACCAGCCAUCACAGUGUUUUGCUGCUGGUGAUCACAUUCUUACUUCUUUUUUAAGUAAUUUUAAAUAAAGAUCUAACUAACUGUAUUUCUGCUUUCACCUCUCAUUUCUUUCAGUCAAGCGGCACAUGUAACUGCAGCUAAAUGCAACAAGUUCAUUGUUUAACAUGCAAUCAGGAUGCCAAGAUGGAUUUUUCUUUGAGUUUGAAAUUAGAUAUAGUAACACCAUAUGGCUUCACAACAUAUUUUAUAUAUAUAUAUAUAUAUAUAUAUAUAUAUAUAUAUAUAUAU
Molecule: messenger RNA, 4584 nt
Organism: Plectropomus leopardus (leopard coralgrouper)
Lineage: Eukaryota; Metazoa; Chordata; Actinopteri; Perciformes; Serranidae
Gene: adamtsl5
Product: ADAMTS like 5
Biological process (GO): extracellular matrix organization; proteolysis
Cellular component (GO): extracellular matrix
Molecular function (GO): metalloendopeptidase activity; protein binding
Source: RefSeq, a predicted model, not a curated record